This is a messenger RNA of Centruroides sculpturatus (bark scorpion), 745 nucleotides long. Its product is annotated as 60S ribosomal protein L17-like. Gene Ontology annotation, cellular component: ribosome; cytosolic large ribosomal subunit. Gene Ontology annotation, biological process: cytoplasmic translation. Gene Ontology annotation, molecular function: structural constituent of ribosome. Lineage: Eukaryota; Metazoa; Arthropoda; Arachnida; Scorpiones; Buthidae. The transcript is spliced from 5 exons. The record is from RefSeq and is a predicted model, not a curated record. Bases 1 to 672 code for a protein of 223 amino acids.
AUGCCUACGUUUUCUGGGGUUGUCUUGUGGUCUUCCCGUUUGCCGUUACUUGAACAUGGGGAAACUCUAUUUUUUUGCAACUGUCCUACGUUCCUCUAUAAUUCAGCCGUCUUACAAGGUUCCGAUACCUCUGAUCUCUCACUAAGCGAUCAGGCUUGUAAAGCUCGAGGUUCAAAUCUUAGAGUUCAUUUUAAGAAUACAAGAGAGACUGCUCAGUCUGUCAAAAGAAUGCCCCUGAGACGUGCGCAACGAUUUUUAAAGAAUGUCAUGGCUAUGAAAGAAAUUGUGCCCUUCAGAAGAUUCAAUGGAGGAGUGGGACGUAAGGCACAGGCCAAGCAAUGGGGAUGCACUCAAGGAAGGUGGCCCAAAAAGAGUGCGGAGUUUUUGCUACAGUUGUUGCGUAAUGCCGAAAGCAAUGCCGACUACAAGGGUCUGGAUGUGGACAGACUGGUCAUUGAACACAUCCAGGUCAACAGAGCACCCAAGAUGAGGAGGAGAACCUACAGAGCUCAUGGACGUAUCAACCCGUACAUGAGCAGCCCCUGCCACAUAGAAGUAAUUCUGACCGAAAAAGAACAGGUGGUGGCCAAGCCGACGGCAGAGGAAGAGGCACCCAAAAAGAAGCUGUCGAAGAAAAAGAUGGCGAGACAAAAAUUAAUGCAGAGAGAUUAGAUUUUUUUCUGUUUGUAGGCAAGACUGCAAACAGAAAUGUAUUGAUAAAUAAAAAUAAAAUCUAUUGAAAGAU